This is a messenger RNA of Melozone crissalis (California towhee), 2101 nucleotides long. RefSeq names its product VPS37A subunit of ESCRT-I (gene VPS37A). NCBI's taxonomy places the organism in Eukaryota, Metazoa, Chordata, Aves, Passeriformes, Passerellidae. Bases 1 to 1185 code for a protein of 394 amino acids. Gene Ontology annotation, biological process: protein targeting to vacuole; ubiquitin-dependent protein catabolic process via the multivesicular body sorting pathway; protein targeting to membrane. The record is from RefSeq and is a predicted model, not a curated record. Gene Ontology annotation, cellular component: ESCRT I complex. The transcript has 12 exons.
AUGAACUGGCUGUUCCCGCUCGCCAAGGGCGGCGCCGCCCCCGCCUCUGCCGCGCCGCCCGCGCGCACCGGCCUCCAGCAGCAGCGGCAGCGCCAGGUCGAGUCCCUGCGCGCCGCGCACGCCUCCAUUGCAGAAAUACAGAAAGAUGUGGAAUAUCGAUUGCCAUUCACUGUAAACAACUUGACAAUUAACAUUAACAUUUUGCUUCCACCUCAGUUUCCUCAGGAAAAGCCAGUCAUCAGUGUUUUCCCACCUGUGAGACAUCAUUUAAUGGACAAGCAGGGGGUAUAUGUGACCGGUCCAUUAAUAAGUAAUUUUACAAUGCAUUCAGAUCUUGGAAAAAUUAUUCAGAGUUUACUGGAUGAGUUUUGGAAGAAUCCUCCGGUUCUAGCUCCUAGCUCAACGUCAUUUCCAUACCUUUACAACAAACCAGCUGGAAUGCCUCCUUUUGCUCCUCAGGGGUUUCCAUUUCUCCCUCCAUAUCCACCUCAAGAAACAAACAGAACAAUGGCACCCAUGCCCGUUUCUGAAUCAGUUUCUUCAAGCUACACUACAGACAAGCCUGCUGCUCCCUCCUAUGGCUUGAUUGCUGAUCUGCCGCUGCCUGUCCCCACAGCAGAGGCGGUGCUGCAGGUUGGCCAGAAUGGAUUUACAUACAAGAUGCCUGAUAUUCCUGAUACCUUUCCAGAGCUCUCAGAACUAAGUAUAUCACAGCUGACCAGUAUGAAUGAGCAAGAGGAGGUGUUACUGGAACAGUUUGUGACUCUUCCACAGCUGAAGCAAGUCAUUACUGACAGAGAUGAGUUAGUGAAAAGCAUUGAAGAGCUGGCAAAAAAAAACCUGUUGCUGGAGCCUAGUCUUGAAGCAAAAAGACAGACAGUGUUGGAUAAAUAUGAGCAACUCACGCAAAUGAAAGCAGCCUUUGAAAAAAAGAUGCAAAGACAGCAUGAGCUUAGUGAGAGUUGCAGUCCAAGUGCUCUGCAGGCCAGACUUAAAGUAGCUGCUCAUGAAGCUGAAGAGGAGUCUGAUACUAUUGCAGAAGACUUCUUGGAAGGCAAAACAGAGAUAGAUGACUUUCUUAGCAGUUUCAUGGAAAAGAGAACGCUCUGCCACUGCAGACGAGCCAAAGAGGAGAAACUUCAACAGGCAAUAGCAAUGCACAGCCAAUUUCAUGCUCCACUAUAGACUUCCUGCAAACUACACCUGCCAAGAGAACGAAUGAAAACCCCAAUAAAGCACACUUUUUAAUAACUAUUAUUUGCAAAUAAGCAUUUCAUCUUAUCUGGUUGUAUUUAUAGAAGAGAUUGUAUACAGAGUUGGGAUGGUUUUUGUACAAAUUAGAAUGUCUCUUUAUAUUCUCAUUGUACUCAAGAAUCCUUCUAUUACAAUCUUUGCAUUAAUUUCUUGUAUUUAUUGUUGAUAGUUAUAAUAUUUAAGUUCCCUGCUGCUAUACUCCAUUGUUCAGAGAUUAAAUAUCUAAACAUGUAAUUUUGACUAGCUUUUUACAUUUUUAUAAAAACAUAAUUCAUAUCUUUUGUAUUUUGAAUUUUAACCAUAGAUUUGGCUUAAUCUGUGGAAGACUUUAAGUGAUAGGACUCUGGAAACUAAAAAAAUUCUUAAUGGAGAUUGCCACUGGAUUCACAAGCUGUCUUUUCUUGAAGCCAAAAUAUUAAAGAACAAAUUUUUUUACUUCUAAGUAAUAAUAGAAAACUAAGUAUAGCUUGUAUUGUGUUUUGGAUGAGUAGAUUGGGGAUUAAGCAAAGGAUGUGUUGGAAAAAAAUUAUACUGGAAUCAAAAUAGAAUAAAUGAUACCUGCAUAGAUUUGUUAUGUUGCUUAGUAGCACUGAUGCACUGAUUUCAAGAGUGGUUUGGUACCUACCACUAAUUAAACACAAUUUUCAUCUAACAAGUGAGGUUCAUUUUCUUUUUUUUUGUUCAUAAAGGAAUAAUAAGCAGGUCACCUUCUUGUUUCUGUUUUGUGCAAUAUAAAUAAGUUCAUCAUGUGAGGAACUCAGAAACGGUUUACAAAAACUACUUCUGAAGUUCUUUGGAAAACAGUUAUUUUUUACUAACGUAAAGAAACUAAUUUGGUUGUAGUUGU